Messenger RNA from Bombyx mandarina (wild silkworm), 1597 nucleotides. RefSeq names its product cytochrome P450 CYP12A2. The record is from RefSeq and is a predicted model, not a curated record. Gene Ontology annotation, molecular function: monooxygenase activity; heme binding; oxidoreductase activity, acting on paired donors, with incorporation or reduction of molecular oxygen. NCBI's taxonomy places the organism in Eukaryota, Metazoa, Arthropoda, Insecta, Lepidoptera, Bombycidae.
AUGAUAAUAGCCCUGCAUUACAGUAAACUAAGACCGGUGUUGAAUUUCUCGUGUCUGCAGCAAUGUGUGAGAACAGUGACAGUUAGCGCGGCAACAGAUAAACUACAACAAACAGAAUUUAAAUCGUUUCGAGAGAUUCCGGGCCCCUCGUCGUUGCCGAUCAUGGGCCCGUUUCUACACUUCAUGCCCGGAGGAUCCCUUCACAACAUUAACAGCACUGAACUGACUCACAAACUGUACGACAUAUACGGACCUAUCGUUAGAAUCGAUUCAAUGUUUUCUAAGGACGCUAUUGUAUUACUGUAUGAUGCAGAAAGCGCCGGAAUCAUUUUACGUAACGAGAACAACAUGCCAAUAAGGAUCGGUUUUAAAUCCUUAUCAUAUUAUAGACAGAAAUAUAAGAAAUCGGAAAAUGAUCGUACAGACAGACCGACUGGAUUAGUGUCAGACCACGGCGAGUUAUGGAAGAGCUUUCGUUCAGCGGUGAAUCCAGUCUUAUUACAGCCGAAAACUAUAAGACUAUACAGCUCAGCACUAGAAGAGGUAGCCACCGACAUGGUCGAGAGGCUUAGGUCUCUUAGAGAUGAAAACAACAGGAUACGUGGUCAAUUCGAUCAAGAGAUGAAUCUUUGGUCUCUCGAAUCAAUAGGGGUUGUGGCUUUAGGAAACCGGCUCAACUGCUUCGAUUCAAAUCUUCAGGACGACUCCCCCGUCAAGAGAUUGAUCGAAUGUGUCCAUCAGAUGUUCGUGUUAUCGAACGAAUUGGACCUCAAACCCAGUAUUUGGACGUAUGUUUCAACACCGCUAUUCAGGAAAACUAUGAAAAUGUAUGAAGAACAAGAAAAUUUAACGAAAUAUUUCAUCAAGAAAGCACUAGACGAUAUUAAAAUGAACAAAUCGAAAUCGGAUGAUGAGAAGCCGGUGCUCGAGAAAUUAUUGGACAUCAAUGAAGAAUACGCGUACAUUAUGGCUUCAGACAUGCUGGUGGCUGGUGUCGAUACCACUUCAAACACGAUGUCCGCAACUUUGUACCUUAUGGCGAUAAAUCAGGACAAACAGCAGAAGUUGAGGGAAGAAGUGAUGUCGAAGAACGGUAAAAGAUCAUACUUGAGGGCUUGCAUCAAAGAGGCCAUGAGAAUACUACCAGUCGUGUCCGGGAACAUGCGACGCACCACAAAGGAGUACAAUAUUCUUGGAUAUCAUAUACCAGAAAAUGUCGACAUUGCAUUUGCUCAUCAACAUUUGUCGAUGAUGGAGAAAUACUAUCCAAGACCGACGGAGUUCAUUCCUGAACGCUGGUUGACUAACAAGAGCGAUCCUCUUUAUUACGGGAACGCGCAUCCAUUCGCGAAUUCCCCGUUCGGCUUCGGUGUUCGCAGCUGUAUAGGUCGUCGCAUCGCCGAAUUAGAAGUGGAAACAUUUUUGUCGAAGAUCGUCGAAAAUUUUCAAGUCGAGUGGUCGGGGUCAUCCCCUAGAGUCGAACAGACUUCCAUCAAUUACUUCAAGGGACCUUUUAACUUUAUAUUCAAAGAUCUUUAAUGAAUCAGUAUUCAAAUGCGUAUCUCAAAACUGAACUUAAUUUUAAUAAAAUUUCUUG